Molecule: messenger RNA, 2206 nt
Organism: Tachysurus fulvidraco (yellow catfish)
Lineage: Eukaryota; Metazoa; Chordata; Actinopteri; Siluriformes; Bagridae
Gene: dnajc21
Product: DnaJ heat shock protein family (Hsp40) member C21
Exons: 13
Coding region: 188-1783 (531 amino acids)
Cellular component (GO): cytoplasm
Molecular function (GO): zinc ion binding; nucleic acid binding
Source: RefSeq, a predicted model, not a curated record
ACCGGUGUCGCCCGGAGAUGACGCCAUUAGGCAAGCGCAGUGAUGACGUCAUCACCGGGCGACGCCGGUUAGCACAUUGCAGAUAUACAGCAGUUAGCUGAUUAGUGCUUGUUAUUUUACAGAACUGACGGUCAGUGACCUGUUACUGCUUUAUAUAAAGGUGUAAAAAAACUUUAAUCUCGACCUCAUGAAGUGUCAUUACGAGGUGUUGGGGGUGAAAAGGGACGCUGGAGACGAUGAGCUGAAGAAAACCUACCGCAAAUUAGCUCUCAGAUGGCAUCCAGAUAAGAACCUGGAGAACUCGGAGGAGGCAGCGGAGCAGUUUAAACUAAUUCAGGCAGCGUAUGAUGUUCUCAGUGACCCACAGGAAAGAGCCUGGUACGAUAACCACCGGGAGGCGCUUUUGAAGGGCGGAGUCAGUGGAGAUUACAAUGACGACAGCAUCGAUCUCCUUCAGUACUUCACUGUAACCUGUUACUCAGGUUACGGAGAUGACGAGCAGGGCUUCUACACGGUGUACAGGAACCUGUUUGAGUCCAUCGGCAAGGAGGAGCUGGAGCACAGUAAAGAGGAGGAGGACCAGAGCGAGGACUUUCCCUCAUUCGGAGACUCUCAGAGCGACUACGAUACGGUGGUGCACUUGUUCUACGGCUGCUGGCAGAGUUUCUGCACACGGAAAAACUUUGCAUGGAAGGAGGAAUACGACACUCGGCAGGCCUCAAACCGCUGGGAGAAAAGAGCCAUGGAGAAAGAGAACAAAAAGACACGCGACAAGGCCAGGAAGGAACGCAGCGAGCUCGUGCGGCAGCUAGUGGCCUUCAUUAGGAAACGAGACAAACGAGUGCAGGCUCACAGGAAACUGGUGGAGGAGCAGAAUGCAGAAAAAGCAAAGAAGGUGGAGGAGCUGAGGAGGAAGCAGAAACUGGAGCAGGCUAAGCUGGCGGAGGAAUAUAAGGAACAGAACUGGUCUGCGAUGUCUGGACUGGAGCAGGAGCUGCAGCAGAUGGAGCUUCAGUAUGGACGAGAUUUUGGAGACGUGGAUGAGGAGCUUGAGGAGGACAGAGUGGAGACAGACGCUGUGGACGUCUCUGAUAAGCUAGACGAGCUUUAUGAUGAUCUUUACUGUCCUGCCUGUGACAAGUCCUUCAAAACGGACAAAGCGAUGAAGAACCACGAUAAGUCCAAAAAGCACAGAGAGAUGGUGGCUCUGCUACGGCAACAGCUCCAAGAGGAGGAAGAGGCACUGACUCUGAACUCGACACAAAGAAACCGUGAAGAAAACGAGGACGAAGAACAGGACGAUAAAGAUGAGGAGAGGGAGGAUGAACCCAGACAGAAGUUGUCAAAGAAACAGAAGAAGAAGAAGCGACAGCAGAAAAACAUGAAUAACCUCCCAGAAAAGCCAGUGUCCGAGAGUCCGACUCCAGACGCCACCACUGUCAUCGGUCCUGUAAACCAAUCAGUCAACGAGGACGAGCUGCUCGGCUCCGAGGAGGCUGCAGAGGAAGCGAAGAAAGACGACGUCGAACCCAAUAAAAGCUCUGGAAAGAUGAAAGGCAAGAAAGCUGGAAAAGACUCCAAGAAGAGCAACAAUGCCAACGGAGGUGGAGACACCAACCAAGAGCAGAAGGAGGUGAACCUGCGCUGUGUUAUCUGCCGUUUUGAGUUCACCACCAGGAACAAACUGUUUGAUCACCUGAAGACAACGGGACACGCCACAGCGCUGCCGUCCAAUGGCUGUAUAAACACUAAGAGCAAGAAGGAGAAGAGGAAGAACAGAUGACUAGAGCAUCAUCAUCAUCAUCUUUAAAAUGACUAAGACUUAAGCAGAUUCAGAGCAUGUAUGUGUGUGUGCGUGCGUGUGUGUGUGUGCAUGUGUGUGCGUGUGUUUGUGUCUGCGUAUGCGUGUGUGUGUGUGUGUGUGCGCGCUCAUCCUACAAGCUGUUGUUUAGGACUUGUCACACACACACACAUACAGAUCACACAGUACAACACACAGUAAGUGUAAAAGCGCUGCACUUCUUCACAACACACACAUUUGCUCUCUGUGAGAGAAAGUAGAACUUAAAAAGUGAGAAAAAUCAUUUUUGCUGUUCAUAAACUCGUGAUUAUAAAAUGUAACUCAAAAAUGUAGAAACUCAUUAAAGUUUGCAUUAAAAAAAAGCUUCAUCUGGAAACAAGAACGUUGCUAUGGCAACAAAACGAA